AGGGUCCGGGUGAAGCGUGGCGGCUGCUGGUUCGGCAGGGGAGCCCGGCUGCUGCCCACGCUGCCCACACACCGCUUUGGGGCAGACCUAGGUUCCCAUGUAACACUCCCCGGGCCCCAGUCCGGCCUUUGCCGCGCGCUCCAGGCCGGUCCUGGGACGCGGGCCGCUGGAGACCAGGCAAAGCUCCCAGUGAGUCGAGCCGGGUCAGGACCCUGGAGCGCGGCGCUGCCCCCGAGCUCCCCGCCCCGGGUGAGCGCCCUGCCAGCCCCCCCGCACCGGGCGAUGCAGCUCCCCUGGGCGCCCUGCACCCCUCUGCCGCAGGAGCUGCCUGCUGGCUGGCUGGGGGGAGGGAAGGAGGCAGCUGCUGCUGGGUGCAGGGGAGGGGGAGAGGAGGCAGAGGGGAUGUUGUUAAACAAUCUCUUACCGUAAGAGGGAGUUGGGACUCAGAUCUUUCCAGUUAAUCACACAACAAACUUAGAUCAUCGCAAUAAAAAGCAGCGCGGCUCACUCAGCCUCCUCUAGUGACCGACUGUGCACAGGGGUCCUUCCACGAGCCAUCUCCUCUCCUCCUCCCUGCGAGCUGCUGGGGCAGCCCAGCGGCAGCAUGUGGGCCAACAAACUCCUGCCGGUCCUGCUGCUCCAUCUGCUGCUGCUGCUUCCCAUCACCAUCCCUUUGGCAGAGGGCAAAGGGAAAAGGAGAAAUGCUCUUCAUGACUUCAAAAAGACAGGCGAGACUAUGCUAAUUAAAUCAGACCUAUCACUAGUGGGAAAAACCAAGCUGUUAAACACGACAGAACAAUGUGCCAAGAGAUGCAGCAGGAAUAAAGGUUUUCCGUUUCCUUGCAAGGCCUUUGCUUUUGACAGAGCUACAAAACGAUGCCAUUGGUUCUCUUUCAAUAGCAUGACGAAUGGAGUGAGGAAAAAGCAAGACCACGCAUUUGAUCUAUAUGAAAAGAAAGACUACAUUAGAAACUGUAUCAUUGGUAAAGGCGCAAACUACAAGGGAACAAUAUCUGUUACCAAAAGUGGCAUCCAGUGUCAGGCAUGGAAUUCUAUGAUACCCCACGAGCACAGCUUUUUGCCUUCGAGCUAUCGGGGUAAAGACCUGCAGGAAAACUACUGUCGGAAUCCCCGAGGGGAAGAAGGAGGGCCUUGGUGUUUUACAAGCAAUCCAGAGAAACGCCAUGAAGUCUGUGACAUUCCUCUCUGUUCAGAAGUUGAAUGCAUGACCUGCAAUGGAGAAAGUUACAGAGGGCCAAUGGAUCACACUGAAUCAGGCAAGGAAUGCCAGCGCUGGGACCUUCAGAGACCACACAGGCACAAAUUCAGACCAGAGAGAUAUCCUGACAAGGGCUUUGAUGAUAAUUACUGCCGCAAUCCCGAUGGCAAGCCGAGACCGUGGUGCUACACUCUUGACCCUGAUACCCCAUGGGAGUUCUGUGCAAUUAAAACGUGUGCUCAGACCAUUGUGAACAUCACUGAUGCUGCCGUAGAAAUGACAGAGUGCAUCAAGGGGCAAGGUGAGGGCUACCGAGGUACCAUGAACACCAUAUGGAGUGGAGUCCAGUGUCAGCACUGGGUCUCCCAGUUUCCUCACCAGCACAACAUCACUCCAGAAAACUUCAAGUGCAAGGAUUUAAGAGAGAACUACUGCCGAAAUCCAGAUGGAUCAGACUCACCUUGGUGUUUUACUACUGACCCAAACAUUCGGAUCGGUUAUUGCUCCCAAAUACCUAAGUGUGAUGUGUCAAAUGAACAAGAUUGCUAUCGUGGGAAUGGCAAGAAUUACAUGGGGAAUUUAUCUAAAACAAGAUCUGGAUUAACAUGCUCUAUGUGGGACAAGAAUAUUGAUGACUUAAGGAGGCACAUACCAGUAUUCAGGGAACCAGAUAUUAGCAAACUGAAGAAAAACUACUGCCGCAAUCCAGAUGAUGAUGCUCAUGGUCCCUGGUGCUACACAAGCAAUCCUCUCAUUCCCUGGGACUACUGCCCAGUUUCUCGAUGUGAAGGUGAUACAACUCCUACCACAACCAAUUUAGAUCAUACUGUCAUUUCUUGUGCCUCAACAAAACAUUUGAGAGUUGUAAAUGGAAUCCCAACGCAAACUAACGAAGGAUGGAUGGUUAGUUUGGCAUACAGGAAUAAACAUAUCUGUGGAGGUACUUUGGUAAAGGAAAACUGGGUUCUAACAGCAAGACAAUGUUUCCCUUCUCGGUACAAAGAUUUGAAAGACUAUGAAGCUUGGCUUGGAGUUCAUAAUAUCAAAGGAAGAGAAGAGAAACAUAAACAAGUUCUGAAUAUCUCCCAGUUGGUGUAUGGACCUGAAGGAUCUGAUCUGGUAUUAUUGAAACUUGCCAGAGCUGCAGUAUUCAAUAAUUUUGUGGAUCUAAUCAGAUUGCCCAUUUCUGGAUGUACCAUUCCAGAGAGGACCACCUGCAGUGUUUACGGAUGGGGACACACAGGAUUGAUUCACUUUGAUGGCCUGCUCCGAGUAGCAAACCUAUUUAUUAUGGGAAAUGAGAAGUGCAACCAAUAUCUCAAAGGGAAGAUUACUGUGAACGAGUCAGAAAUCUGCGCUGGGGCUGAGGGCAUUGGCACUGGACCGUGUGAGAGGGAUUAUGGUGGCCCCUUGGUCUGUGAACAAAACAGGAUGAAAAUACUAGUGGGUGUUAUCGUUCCUGGCCGUGGAUGUGCCAUUCCAAAUCGUCCUGGGAUUUUUGUCAGAGUGGCAUAUUACUCCAAGUGGAUACGCAAAAUCUUGUUGACGUACAAAUCUGAGUUAUAGCUGAAUAUUUCACACAAAACCACCAAUUCCAUUCACAUGAAGAUUUCAGAGAGCAUGAAAUUAAUGUGUAAUGUAAAGAUCCAUGAUUUUUUUAAAAAAACUACUUGAUAGUCAAGUUUCCUGAUCAUUUAUGGGUGUUUUCCGAAGAUUUUGUCUAUCAGUGUUGUUUUAUAGAUGUUGAAGUGAGCUACAGUAUCUGCAAGUAUGGUGACAUAUCUCCUGAAGAUACUUGAAUGGAUAAACAAAAUUGCAAAGAUACUAUUGCUGAAUGCAGAAGUGUUUUGUGGAAAUAGCUCAUGUGGCCUCUUUAGGCUGCUUCUUCAGAUCAGCUUGUCCAUGAGAUACAAAGAAAGCUUGUUUUCUUUAACACCCCUUACUCUUGCUGUGUACCAUAUACACUCUCUGUUUGUGGCAAAAAUUCUAUGGAGAGCUGUGUGCAUUGACCAAGAACAGCGUAUAUGGACCUAAUUCUCUUCCCCCAUAUGCAGAAUUUAAAUAUGUUAAAAAAUAAUCUCUUUAUUUGCUCAUUUCAUUGUGGGCCCAAUUCUGCAAGCCCUCCAUGAGCAGAGCUCUCACUGAAGUCAAUGGGAGCUCCUUUUACAUAGGAUUUAUAGGAUCUGGCUCUGUACUUCUGUCCUAAGGGAUAUUACAAUAUACCCUAUGGAUAAGGGACAAGACAGAGGAACGGGUUGAUGAGCAACUUAUCAAUCUUUUUUUAAUUGUCCUAGGGUACAUCUACUCUGCAGCUGGAGGUGUAAUUCACUGCUCAGGUAGAUGUACACAAAUCUAUACAUGCUAGAUUUGAUUGAGCUAGCAUGUUAAAAAUAGUAGUGUAGCUGUGGUGGUGCUGGCAAUGGCAUGGGCUAACUUCCUGAGAACUUAUCGAGAGUCACUGGUGGGAUUGCAAUCAGGCGGCUAGCCCAUGCAGCUGCCCAUGCUGCCGUGGCUACCCUGCUAUUUUUAGUGUGCUAGCUCAAUCAGAUCUGGAAACUGCACCUCCAGCUGCAGUGUAGAUGAACCCUCAUAUUUAAAAAACACGCCUAAACGUGUAUUUCAUAGGAUCCCAGGAAUGUAUCCUGAUUAGCUAAUGACAGACCAUUUUUACUAUUAAAAUUAAUUGCAUUGAAAUAGAGACUUUAAUGCCAGAUUUCUCAGUAACUCAAGGGAAUAACUCUGGAUUUACAGCAGGGUAAGUAAGAGUAGAAUCUGAUUAUGAGCUGAUAGAAUCAACAGGGAAAAAAAGAAUACUGUUGUCAUUAAUGCAUUUAAAACCAAAUUGUGCCCUCAGAUAUGCCUGGGGGCACUGGAAAUUGCAUACUCAGUCUGAAGGCAUAAUUUCAGCCCUUCGUAUGUAACAAACAGAACCACUGAAACAACCAAUAUUUCAAAUCAAAUGGAACACAUCUUUUGAUUUCAGUAACAUUAAAUAUGUUUUAUUUAUAGGUGUUUUAUUAUCUUUAAGAAAAACCUAAACAUGUGGUUAAACAAUACAUCUCUUGUAUAACUCCUUUGAAGCCAAUAGAAUUAUUGCAGAGAUGAAUCUGGCCUGUUGUAAAGUAUGCAACAUGUCACUAAUAGUGUAAUUGCUUGUGUUACAUGUCUACUUGCACACCUAGGGCCAUAAUUUACAUACUAAAGAUGGAGCAAGAGAAUAAAUAGCCAACAUCUAUGAGGUUUCCUUGUGCUCCUUUAGAACAUGUAUUGUGUAGCUGAAAGUACUAAACAAUUAGCAAAUGGCAAUAUUUUAUGUUAGAUGGCACUAAUUACCAUGUACCUGCUGGAAAAAAUGAUACACUAUAUAAUCCCAUUGUACUUACUACUGUACAUUAAAUUGCAUAAGGAACUUCAUUGUUACUUUAUUCAUGAACUAUGUAAAUGCAUAUGUUUCAGAUAGCACACUGUAAAGUAUGUACCAUAUCUAACUACAUAGCCCCUAAACUGACAUCACUGUGUAAAAGUAAAGAACAUGUCACCUUAAUUACAUGUAAGUGACAUAGGGCUGAAUCCUGCCUUGGUAAAAAUAACUAUGCAGGGAGCUGCCUUGGGAGGCUGUGAAGGUGCGGAUUCCCCAAACUGUCCCUCACCAGCAAAGCAUUUCAACUUUAAUGGGACUUAGCUAUAUAGUUAAAUACUUUGCUGAAUAGUACCCAAAACAAUCUACUGGCACAAAGCAAGAGGUCUUGCAGCAAGCAGAUAAAUAGGCAUGUUCCUGAAAAUCCUUCCUUGUGUGAGUAGUCCCACUGACCAAAAUGGGACUACUCACAUGAGUAGGACUACUCACAAGGGCUUCUAGGUUCUGGCUCAUCACUUGUAUGCCUGGAUGUUAGCUGGGUGUACCUCCCACUUGGUCUGCUAGUGAAGGGGAUUAGGCUUCAUACACUCUCCCUCUGGCUCCUCUUGUUUUCCAGCGCAGUCGAGGGCAGGAUUUAGCCUGUAGCACUUACAAGAAAUUGUUGCCAUUUAUGUAAAGUGUAUAUUCUCAUUAAAUAUGUGCUGACUAUAUCUUAACAAAAAGGCUUAACUUUUAAGGAGAGAUGAGGAACUCCAAGUGAGUUUUUAUUUUGUGCCAUUGAGAAGAGCAUGGAUAAAGUAUACAAUGACAUAUUUACCUUUCCUAUUGUAAGACUUGUUAUGUGCUCACUGUGUUAUAUUUGCAGGCAUUUUGUUAUGUCUACCAACAAAAUAAAAUAAAUUGGAACCUAAAGUAUUUUAGUUAUAAUCUUCUGCUGUGCAGAGGACAAUAUGAUUAUAUAUAUAUAUAUGAUAAAUAUACUGUUUUUUUGUUAGACAAUGUGUAAGGAUUUUUACCUGUUUGUUCUGGGCAGCAUCUCAGUAAAAUGAGUUGUGCAGAGUCAAUGCUCUAGAACUUAACGUAUUUGUAAGCACUUGCUUAUCAGGUACACGCGCUGUCUCUCAGUAUGGAGGGAAUUUGACACUCUGAAAAGCAAGGAAAGAGAAAAAUAAUGACGUGAUAAUUAAUUUGUACUUCAUUUAUUCCUGUGAAUAUUUCUUGUUGGUACCAAUGGUACUGUACCAGGCAAAUGUUAUAGCUACAGCAUUCUCCUUCAAAAGGACACUGUUAAGGGACUUUUUUCAUUGUUUUAACAAUAUUUUUUAAAACAACUAGGGGCCUGAUCCAGUGCUCACUGAAGUAACAGGAAAGCCUCUUACUGACUUAAAUGGGCAUUUGCCUGGGCUUUGUGGAUGCAGUUCUGGCCAGGGCCAUA
Messenger RNA from Chelonia mydas (Green sea turtle), 6012 nucleotides. RefSeq names its product hepatocyte growth factor (gene HGF). Gene Ontology annotation, biological process: proteolysis; positive regulation of protein phosphorylation; negative regulation of apoptotic process. Gene Ontology annotation, molecular function: serine-type endopeptidase activity; signaling receptor binding. The coding region runs from base 605 to 2785 and encodes 726 amino acids. The transcript is spliced from 18 exons. The record is from RefSeq and is a predicted model, not a curated record. Lineage: Eukaryota; Metazoa; Chordata; Testudines; Cheloniidae.